AUGUCAUCCUGGUCUGGUUGCGUGUCUGUGUAAAAGUGAUAUUUAACAAUGAUUUGAAUCAUGAUUUUUGUUCGGAUGUUUGGGGGAAGAGGAGACAAUGAUGCAACUGAUUGUAGGGUCUGUGUAGUCAAGAAUAUGGAAGAAACUUUAUCUAUUUCUUUUCCCCCAAUUUUAUCUGUUCCUAGGAUUCAUCUAGCUUUUUCGCCUCCAGUUUCAAUAUCUGUUGUAGCUCAGAUUUUUGUUUUCUUGAUUUUGAUUUAGUUGUGAAAUUUGAUGGAUAGUAUUUAUGAUUUUGGAGUUGGUGCUGUAUUUACUCUUGGGAAUGAAAUUAGAAAAAGUGAAAUGAAGGCUGCAGUAGUUUUUAUUAGUUCACAUUCUUAUUUUUAAUUGGUUUGAUUUUGAUUAGCCUGUUCUGAAUCUUCUGAUCAGUAAUUUGUUUAUCUGACCCUUUUUGUCUGUGAUGAGGAGAAAUUAUUCUCUUUUUCUUUUUACUCAUGAAUUGAUCCGGACUCUUGUUAGUUUUUAAGAGUUGUAUUCAUUUUCAUGUGCUUUAUGCUUCCGUACGCUUGCCUUCAGUUCUUUAUAUGGCUUGAAAGAAGAUCUUUAAAAGAGCAAAAGAUGCUUCCCUUCUACAAUGAGUACGAGAUUAGUCAACAUGUACUAAAGUUAUGAUUUUGUUGGACAGAGAAAUGAUGAAGCAAGAUGGUAUUCAGCUUUUACGGCUGACCAUUACAGUCCCACUACAAUUUCUAACUCAUCUAACAGUUGGAGAGAUCCGUUUAUGGGCAUUCGCCAUAAAUCAACUGCAUCUGCACCAAAUUCCUCCUUUAUUUCAUCUGAACGAUAUGAUCAUCAUGCUGAGGAGAAAAUAGAUCCUUUUUCACUUGUUGCUGACGAAUUAUCAAUUCUUGCUAAUAGACUCAGGUCUAUGGUAGUUGCGGAGGUCCCGAAGCUUGCCUCUGCUGCUGAAUAUUUUUUCAAGAUUGGGGCAGAAGGAAAACGAUUUCGGCCUACGGUACUCUUACUGAUGGCUACAGCUAUAGACGCACCAAUAUCAAGACCACUGCCUGAUACAGCCGUUGAUGCUUUAUCCAUGGAUUUACGGACAAGGCAGCAGUGUAUAGCUGAGAUAACCGAGAUGAUCCAUGUUGCCAGCCUUCUACAUGACGAUGUGCUAGAUGAUGCUGAUACCAGAAGAGGUGUUGGAUCGCUAAAUUUUGUAAUGGGAAACAAGUUGGCAGUGUUGGCCGGUGAUUUCUUACUGUCAAGAGCCUGUGUGGCACUGGCCUCUUUGAAAAACACAGAGGUGGUUUCUCUCUUGGCAAGAGUUGUGGAACAUCUUGUUACUGGUGAAACAAUGCAAAUGACAACGGCAUCUGAUCAAAGGUGUAGCAUGGAGUACUACAUGCAAAAGACAUAUUACAAAACAGCAUCACUGAUUUCCAACAGCUGCAAGGCAAUUGCCCUUCUUGCUGGACAAAGUACAGAAGUUGCAAUGUUGGCAUAUGAUUAUGGAAAAAAUCUGGGUUUGGCGUUCCAAUUAAUUGAUGAUGUUCUAGAUUUUACCGGCACAUCAGCUUCUCUUGGCAAAGGCUCUUUAUCUGACAUCCGCCAUGGAGUUGUUACUGCUCCAAUAUUGUUUGCGAUGGAAGAGUUCCCUGAGCUUCGUGCUGUUGUUGAUAGAGGAUUUGACAAUCCAUCAAAUGUGGAUAUUGCUCUAGAGUAUCUGGAAAAGAGCCGGGGAAUACAAAGGACGAAGGAGUUAGCCGAGAAGCAUGCGAAUCUUGCCUCGGCUGCUAUUGAUUCUCUGCCAGAAACAGAUGAUGAAAAUGUUCUAAGAUCAAGACGAGCUCUGGUAGAUUUAGCCGAAAGAGUGAUUACACGAACCAAGUGAAGGGGAAAAGAAAGAGAGAAGAAUCAACGUCUAAUUUCGGGGGGGUUUGUACACGAAUUUUGUUUUCUUCCUGCCAAUAUUCGUUGUAGCCAUUAGGAUAAUGACCCCAAGUUCAAUUAAUUUGUAUUCCUGGAAUUUACCAGUUGCUUUCUCCAAUAAUUACCCAAAACGGAGAUCCUUAUUUUCUUGUUAUCCAACAAUCUGUAUCAGUAAAUAUGUAGGUCAUAAACACUAGCAUACCAAGGGAACUCAUUCUUUACAAUGGAAGCUCACUGCAAAAAGUUGGUCAAAUGGUUGUUGAUUUGUAGUUAAACUGUAACAUUUAUCAGUAUCUUUAGGGUUAUGGGCCCCUAAAAGUAGAUUUCCUGGAUUCUAUAGGCGUACAUCACUAUUAUUAUUAAUUUAAGCAAUGCCGUUAAUGUUUUGUUUAUAUUGUAUGAUACACAAUAUAUACAAAUUGUAAGAGUGUUCAC
This is a messenger RNA of Oldenlandia corymbosa var. corymbosa, 2367 nucleotides long. NCBI's taxonomy places the organism in Eukaryota, Viridiplantae, Streptophyta, Magnoliopsida, Gentianales, Rubiaceae. The record is from the annotation of a GenBank genome assembly.